This is a messenger RNA of Papaver somniferum (opium poppy), 1310 nucleotides long. RefSeq names its product aquaporin NIP2-1-like. Gene Ontology annotation, cellular component: membrane. Lineage: Eukaryota; Viridiplantae; Streptophyta; Magnoliopsida; Ranunculales; Papaveraceae. Gene Ontology annotation, biological process: transmembrane transport. The transcript is spliced from 5 exons. Bases 160 to 1071 code for a protein of 303 amino acids. The record is from RefSeq and is a predicted model, not a curated record. Gene Ontology annotation, molecular function: channel activity.
GCUAGUUGGUAGAUAAUACUAUCAGUAAGAAGCUAAGCCAAAUUGCUAUUGCUACUAAGUAGCGGAGUUCUUAUAAAAGCGGUGCAAUACGGGGUUACUAAUUUAGCUAGUAUCACAAAAUCUAUCUCUAACUCUCAGUUAUUUGAUUAUAGUUACAUUAUGUCGCCGAUGAUGAGUACUAGUUCAUCGCCGACAUCAUCGUCAUCACUGCUGAUACUGGAAAAUCCACCUACAAAAACUUCAUCGUCAUUGAAGUUCAUCGGUUCCAUUUGUAGAGUAUACGCUGAACAUUAUCCGCCAGGCUUUCUUAAAAAGGUGUUUGCAGAGUUGAUAGCUACAUUUCUAUUGGUUUUUGUCACUUGCGGAUCAGCAGCAUUAAGUAACAGUGAUGAAGGCAGAGUCUCCAAGUUGGGAGCUUCUAUCGCCGGUGGACUUAUUGUGACGGUUAUGAUAUAUGCAGUUGGUCAUGUCUCUGGUGCUCAUAUGAAUCCUGCUGUCACCUGUGCAUUUGCGGCUGUAAGGCAUUUCCCAUGGAAACAGGUACCCUUUUAUGCUGCAGCUCAACUAACUGGAGCUUUGGUUGCAUCAUUUACCCUUCUAAUUUUACUGCGCCCUAUCAAGAAUAUUGGAACUACUUCUCCUUCCGGAACUGACUUUCAAGCUUUAGUGAUGGAAGUUGUUGUCACAUUUUCCAUGAUGUUUGUCACCGCAGCAGUUGCCACUGAUACUAAAGCAGUUGGAGAAUUAGCAGGCAUUGCAGUUGGUUCUGCUGUUUGCAUCACUUCUAUAUUAGCCGGGCCUGUGUCAGGUGGCUCGAUGAACCCAGUGCGGACCAUUGGUCCUGCAAUUGCCAGCAAGCAUUACAAAGGAAUAUGGUUGUAUAUUGUUGGACCAUUAUUCGGGACACUAACAGGUGCAUGGUCCUAUAAUCUCAUAAGAGGACCAGAUAAGCCAGUUCACACAAUUGCACCAUCACCAGAGUCAUCUUCAUUUAGGAUUCGUCGAUACCUAUCCAAUUACGAUGAGCAACCACAUGUAAUUCCAAAGAAAGAUCCUCUACAGAUUAUCUAGUUGGUCUUCUAUUCUCUGUAAAUUCGUUUGUUGUUUGUAUUAUUCAAUCCCCCUGCUCUAGAUAAUUUCUACCCUUUUGUUAGGCUGCUCUCGCGCGAGCAUCGCGGGUUGCCCUUGCAUAAAUAUUAGUUUGCCUUGCGUGAGUGUUCUUGGGGCACGUAAUUAUGCACUAUAACAUGUUUUCCUGAUGUAAUCCGCUCCAUAUGUAAAUGAAAUAAAAUUGAAGUACCAAGAAUCCA